Teleopsis dalmanni is the source of this 2221-nucleotide messenger RNA. It is a transcript of the gene rumpel, whose product is annotated as sodium-coupled monocarboxylate transporter 1. The transcript is spliced from 8 exons. Gene Ontology annotation, molecular function: symporter activity. Gene Ontology annotation, biological process: sodium ion transport; transmembrane transport. Bases 221 to 2053 code for a protein of 610 amino acids. Lineage: Eukaryota; Metazoa; Arthropoda; Insecta; Diptera; Diopsidae. Gene Ontology annotation, cellular component: membrane. The record is from RefSeq and is a predicted model, not a curated record.
UGUGAACGGCAAACGAUCGUGAAAGUAAUAGAACGGAGAAUUAUAAAAGUGACUAAAGAAAGGAUAUAAAGCGAAAGAUAGUGUAAUAGUGCGAAGUGAUAGAAUAAAGGCAGACAAACUAAAUCAGAGUCCUUUUAAAGGACAAAUAUUUUAUUUUAAAAAUAAUAUAAUUAUUAUAUUAAUUGUAAAUUUAUAUAAUAAACAAUAUAAUUAAGUAAAAAUGGGUUUGAAAAUGGAUGUUGAUGAAGUGCGUAUGACUUUACAACGUUUUGGCUGGGCCGAUUAUAUUGUAUUUUUAUUAAUGUUGGCCAGUUGUGCAUUGAUUGGUAUUUAUUUUGCAAUUCAAAUGCGACGUCAAUCAAAAUUGAAAAAAACUACCAAUAAUAAGGAUGCUGAAGAUACCUACUUAGUAGGCGGAAGAACAAUGACAAUUUUUCCAAUCACAAUGUCACUGAUAUCAAGCUACAUAUCAGGCAUAACAUUGCUUGGCACCCCAACUGAAGUCUAUUUAUUUGGCAUCCAAUAUAUGUACAUAAUGGGUUCAUUGGUUCUGAUGGGUUUCGUUAUGUAUUAUUUGUUCCUACCAGUAUUCCACAAUCUUAAGUUAAUAUCAACCUAUCAAUAUUUAGAAACACGUUACAAUAAUUGUGUGCGCCUGUUCGGGUCAGUGCUCUUCAUAUUCGGAUCGUUGUUAUGGCUGCCAAUUGUGAUAUAUGUACCCGCACUGGCAUUUAAUCAAGCCACCGGUAUCAACGUACAUCUGAUUACGCCAUUGGUUAGUCUGGUGUGUAUUUUUUACACGUGUGUGGGCGGUUUAAAGGCUGUUGUUUGGACAGAUGUUGUACAAACUCUUAUCAUGUUCGGCGCAAUGCUUUUAAUUAUUGUCAAAGGUACAAUCGAUGUAGGUGGUCUUGGUGUAGUGUAUACCAGAGCUAAAGAAAGCGGCAGAAUUGAACCUCCUAACCUUACAUUUGAUCUUACUGAACGUUAUACGGUCUACUCAUUAUUCAUUGGUGGAGUAGCGCAUUUCUUAAAAUCAAAUGCGAUCAGCCAAAAUAUGAUUCAACGUUAUUUAUCGUUACCAACUUUAAAAAAGGCUCGCAUUUCUGUAUGGACUUUCAUUUUUGGAGUACUCAUAUUUAUGUUAGUAUGCGGCUACAGUGGCUUGCUUAUCUACGCCACCUAUCAUGACUGUGAUCCACUAAUGACCAAGCUCGCUGAACGUAAGGAUCAACUGCUGCCUUUACUUGUUAUGGAAACUCUAGGAGAAUACCCUGGCUUACCUGGCCUCUUUGUAGCAGGAGUUUUCAGUGCUGCACUGUCAUCUCUGUCAACUGGUCUGAAUUCAAUGUCUGCUGUAGUGUUGGAAGACUUCGUGAAAUCAUUUUAUAAGAAAACACUCUCAGAGCGGGCAACAGCUUACAUUAUGCGUUCAGUAGUUGUGCUCUUUGGUGUUAUUUGCGUGGCUCUAGUGAUUGUGGUAGAAAAACUGGGUGCUGUAUUACAAUUAACUAUAACACUAUCGUCUGUAGCAAAUGGACCACUACUUGGUAUAUUCACAGCUGGUGUUUUGGUGCCAUGGGUGGAGAGCAAAGGUGCCUUAAUUGGUGGUAUCACCAGUCUGAUAUUUAUGGCUUGGAUGGCAAUAAGUGCUCAAUCUGAUAUAGCAUCAGGCGCAAUGGUAUAUGCAAGAAAGCCACAUACAACUCUGGGUUGCAAUUAUACUUUCAUGGAUUUCACACCAAUGAGUAUGCUGGCUGAAAAUGCAACAGAAAUAUUAGAAGAAAGUAACAGCCACAAGGAAUUUCAUAUUUAUAAUAUCUCCUACCUAUUCUACACAAUGCUGGGUGCUAUUUUGACUAUUGUCAUUGCAAUUGUCAUCAGUUUCAUCUCAGGCCCAAAUAAACUGACAGAUAUCGACACCAGUCUGCUGUCACCAUUCCUCCAGCGCUGGAUAGAAAACUACAAAAGCAAGAAAGUCACUGCAUCUUCCGAUACGACGAAGAACGGCAACAACCAACAAAAGCAAACAAUAGCGGAAACAUGUUGGUAAAUCGCAAACUAUGAGGCGAAUUUGAUACAUGAAAUAGAUUUGCCCCGGAGGGAAAUGUGUUAAGUGAACGAGUUAGUUAGGUAUUUGUUUUGUCUGUUUGUAUUUUUAAUGAUAUUGUUAGUUUUAAAUAAAGUUCGAAUGGAUUUAUUCCAUUCGAAAGUAAAUUAG